CGGCUCGAGAGGCGGUUUGUCGCGCGCUCGCUUUCCCAAGAUGGCGGCCUCUAAGGAAAGCUGCGGGUUGGGAGAAGUGGCCACGGGGAAUGGCCGGCGGCUCCACCUAGGGAUUCCUGAGGCCGUGUUUGUGGAAGAUGUGGAUUCCUUCAUGAAACAGCCUGGGAAUGAGACUGCAGACACAGUACUGAAGAAGCUGGAUGAGCAGUACCAGAAGUAUAAGUUUAUGGAGCUCAAUCUUGCUCAAAAGAAAAGGAGGCUGAAAGGUCAGAUUCCUGAAAUUAAGCAGACAUUAGAAAUUCUAAAAUACAUGCAGAAGAAGAAAGACUCCACCGGUUCCCUGGAGACUAGAUUCUUACUGGCGGACAACCUGUAUUGCAAAGCUUCAGUUCCUCCUACCGAUAAAGUGUGUCUGUGGCUGGGGGCUAAUGUGAUGCUUGAGUAUGAUAUUGAUGAAGCCCAGGCAUUGUUGGAAAAGAAUUUAUCGACUGCUACGAAGAAUCUUGAUUCUCUUGAGGAAGACCUCGACUUCCUUCGAGAUCAGUUUACUACCACAGAAGUCAAUAUGGCCAGGGUUUAUAAUUGGGAUGUAAAAAGAAGAAACAAAGAUGAUUCUACCAAGAACAAAGCAUAACGCUGGCAAUUAAAAAUGUGGUUCAGUUUCCCAAACAUGUUAUUUUAAGUAUCCUAAAGUUUAUCCCUAAAGGUUGACAAUACUUUGAUUUUUUUAAACGGUAAGAACGCUAGUUAAAACUUUAAAAAAAUAUAUAAACAUUUUAUUAUAAA
Messenger RNA from Suricata suricatta (meerkat), 786 nucleotides. RefSeq names its product VHL binding protein 1 (gene VBP1). The record is from RefSeq and is a predicted model, not a curated record. Gene Ontology annotation, molecular function: tubulin binding. Gene Ontology annotation, cellular component: prefoldin complex; cytoplasm. The transcript is spliced from 6 exons. Gene Ontology annotation, biological process: protein folding; tubulin complex assembly; microtubule-based process. Lineage: Eukaryota; Metazoa; Chordata; Mammalia; Carnivora; Herpestidae. The coding region runs from base 41 to 634 and encodes 197 amino acids.